CACUCCCCCAUUUUAAACACGCGCGCGCGCACACACACACUCUCUCUGUCACUCUCUAAAAUUAUACAUACAAAAGUAAUAAAGCAGGACUUUGGGGGGAGAGAGAGGGAGAGAGAUCAAGAAGACGACCAAGAGAUGAGGAAGUUCUUCACCAGAAACUCCGGCGACUCUCAGCAGCCCUCGCCGGAGCCUCCUUCGCCGUCGUUCUCCUCCGUCUCUUCCACCGGUCCGGCGAGGCCGAUCCGCCUCGUGUACUGCGAUGAGAAAGGGAAGUUCCGAAUGGAUCCGGAGGCCGUCGCGACUCUUCAGCUCGUCAAGGAGCCCGUCGGCGUCGUCUCCGUCUGCGGCCGCGCUCGCCAAGGCAAGAGCUUCAUAUUGAAUCAGCUUCUUGGAAAGAGCAGUGGAUUUCAAGUUGCCUCAACUCAUCGACCUUGUACAAAAGGGCUUUGGUUGUGGAGUGCACCCAUAAAGAGAAUUGCCCUUGAUGGAACUGAAUACAACCUUUUACUGUUAGAUAGCGAAGGAAUUGAUGCUUAUGAUCAAACGGGGACAUACAGCACGCAGAUUUUCUCCUUAGCUGUUCUCUUAUCAAGCAUGUUCAUAUACAAUCAGAUGGGUGGUAUUGAUGAAACAGCGCUUGAUCGCCUCUCUCUUGUUACUGAAAUGACUAAACAUAUUCGUGUUAGAGCCUCUGGAGGAAGGAGUACUGCUUCUGAGCUUGGGCAAUUCUCCCCAAUUUUUGUCUGGCUUUUAAGGGACUUCUAUUUAGACUUGGCGGAGGAUAAUAGGAAAAUAACUCCCCGUGACUACUUAGAGCUAGCUUUGAGGCCAGUUCAAGGUAGUGGAAGGGAUAUAGCUUCAAAAAAUGAGAUUCGUGAGUCCAUUCGUGCCCUUUUCCCGGAUAGAGAAUGCUUCACCCUUGUGCGGCCUUUGAGCAACGAAAAUGAACUCCAGCGGCUUGACCAAAUUCCUAUGGACAAAUUAAGAUCAGAAUUUAGAUCUGGUCUGGAUGCUUUGACAAAGUUUGUUUUUGAGAGGACUAGGCCCAAGCAACUUGGGGCAACAGUAAUGACAGGACCCAUUCUUGCUCGUAUCACUCAAUCUUUUCUCGAUGCAAUUAAUAAUGGUGCAGUGCCUACAAUAACUUCCUCAUGGCAGAGUGUUGAAGAAGCAGAGUGUCAAAGAGCUUAUGAUUUAGCAACUGAAGUUUAUAUGUCUGGUUUUGACCGUUCAAAGCCCCCUGAGGAAGCUGCACUAAGGGAAGCACACGAAGAAGCAUUUAAAAAAUCGAUGUCUGCAUUUAAUGGUAGUGCUGUAGGGUCUGGUUCAACAAGGCAGAAAUAUGAAAAGCGUCUCCAGAACUUCUUAAGGAAGGCAUUUGAGGACUUCAAAAGGGAUGCUUUUAGAGAGGCAUACUUACAAUGUUCAAAUGCUAUACAGAACAUGGAAAAGGAACUAAGAACAGCUUGUCAUGCUCCUGAUGCAAAAAUAGAUAAUGUUCUUAAGGUUCUUGAUGAUCUUGUGGCCAAGUAUGAAGCAUCGUCACAUGGUCCAGAAAAAUGGCAGAAACUGACUGCAUUUUUAAGGCAGAGUUUGGAAGGUACAGUUGCUGAUCUCAUUAAGAAGCAAAUAGAUCGAGUUGGAUCAGAGAAGAGCUCCCUCAUGUUGAAAUGCCGCUCAAUUGAAGAUAAGAUGGGGUUGCUCAACAAGCAAUUGGAAGCUAGUGAAAAGUAUAAAUCUGAAUAUUUGAAGCGUUAUGAGGAUGCUAUAAAUGACAAGAAGAAGCUUGCUGAUGAUUAUAUGAGUCGGAUUACGAACUUGCAGAGCAAAUGUAGCUCACUGGAAGAGAGGUGUUCUAGCUUAUCGAAAACAUUAGAUUCUGCCAGGUUGGAGUCCACAGAUUGGAAAAGAAAAUAUGAACAGGCUCUAUCAAAACAGAAGGCUGAAGAAGGUCAGGCAAGCUCAGAAAUAGCGAUUCUCAAGUCGAAGAGCAGUGCUGCAGAGGCAAGGUUGGCUGCUGCAAGGGAACAAGCUCAGUCUGCUCAAGAGGAUGCAGAGGAGUGGAAACGGAAGUAUGACAUUGCUGUUAGAGAAGCAAAAGCUGCUCUAGAGAAGGCAGCAGUUGUUCAAGAACGGUCAAAUAAGCAAACACAGCUGAGGGAAGAUGCUUUGAGAGAAGAAUUUUCUGUUAGCUUGGCUGAGAAGGAAGAGGAAAUAAAGGAUAAGGCUGCAAAGAUUGAAUAUGCGGAGCAGCGCUUGACUACUUUUAGUUUGGAAUUGAAGGCUGCUGAGUCAAAGAUAAGGAAUUAUGAUUUAGAAAUUUCAAAGGUGAAGCAUGAAAUUAAGGAGUUGGGCGAAAAGUUAGAAACUGCAAAUGCAACAGCUCAAUCAUUUGAAAGACAAACUAAGAUGUUGGAACAAGAAAAAUUAUAUUUGGAGCAAAAAUACCAAUCUGAGUUCGACAGGUUUGAGGAAGUUCAAGACAGGUGUAAAACUGCUGAGAGAGAAGCGAAAAGAGCUACUGAGUUAGCUGAUAAAGCGCGGGCCGAGGCAGCCACUGCUCAAAAGGAAAAGAGUGAGAUUCAGCGAAUAGCAAUGGAAAGGUUGACCCAAAUUGAGAGGGCCGAGAGGCACAUUGAAAGUUUACAGAGGCAGAAAGCUGACCUGUCUAAUGAAGCUGAGAGGUACCGUGUCGCUGAAAUGGAUGCGGUUUCCAAAGUUGCAAUGCUGGAGGCAAGGGUUGAAGAAAGGGAGAGAGAAAUCGAAACGCUUUUAAAAUCCAACAAUGAACAGAGGGCUACAACGGUUCAAGUCCUUGAGAGUCUGUUAGAGACCGAGCGUGCAGCACGUGCAGAAGCAACCAACAGGGCCGAAGCGCUCUCGGUAAAGUUGCAAGCCACACAAGGAAAACUUGAUGCACUCCAGCAAAAGAUGACAGAAGUUCGUCUAAACGAAACAGCAUUGGAUAAUAAGCUGAAAACUCAAUCUCAUGGAAAACGGGUAAGAGCAGAUGGAUAUGAAAUGGGUGUCGACUCUGUUCAGGAUAUGGAUAUCAAUGAGAAAGGAGUGAGAGGAAAUAAGAGGUCAAGAAGUACAACCAGCCCGUUAAAGACAACGCAGCCAGAAGAUGGAGGUUCAGUGUUCAAGGGUGAUGAUGAGAAUCACAGCCAGCAAACCGAUUCAGAUGAUUAUACGAGGUUCACUGUUCAGAGACUCAAGCAGGAACUCACAAAGCAUAAUUUUGGUGCUGAGCUGCUUCAAUUGAAGAAUCCCAACAAGAAAGAUAUCGUUUCGCUUUACGAGAAACACGUUCUCCCGAAGUUGUAAUAAAUGAAAUUGUUGGCUAUCUUAGGAAGUUUGGUUCAAUGUAUUGAUUUGAUAGAGAACUGGGUUAUGAACUUAGAGUAACGAAACACGAUGGUGGGUUGUUUUUCUGAAACAUCAUCAGCAUUAGUACAGAGCUUUUACUUCUGUUUUUGGUGUAAUUAGAAAGGUUUUUCUUCGUAUUUCUUGUUUGUGUGGAAUGUUAAUUUUGUAGUUAUUUUUGGUGAAAUAUUUUUAUAUAAUUUGUGUGAUUAUUACUAUGUUUAAGUAACCACAACAGCAUAUAUUGCAUGUGGCUGUUAACACUUGUCUGUGCUUAGGGUUUUGUGAUGUUGAGGUGGGAAAUUUCUAUGAGAUCUGUAAUGUAAGUUAUGAAUAAUAGUGCGGAGUCUGAUAUUCUA
Messenger RNA from Camellia sinensis, 3725 nucleotides. RefSeq lists its product as uncharacterized. The record is from RefSeq and is a predicted model, not a curated record. NCBI's taxonomy places the organism in Eukaryota, Viridiplantae, Streptophyta, Magnoliopsida, Ericales, Theaceae. Gene Ontology annotation, molecular function: GTP binding; GTPase activity.